GUUCCCAGUAUUGUCGCAAAAUCUUAUUGUGAAUUUUUAGUUGUUUAUUAAAACUUGUUCUUUUAACAUUUCCGAAUAAAUACACAAUGUCUGAGGAAGACUAUGCAACUCUUAUUAAUGUAUCUCCUGUAUUGACAAAUGAGAGGCUUUCUGACGCUCUCACCAAGUGGUUUGCUGAAAAUUUCACUUUCACCCAUUGGGAGUAUGUCGGCGAAACAGGAAAAGGCGAUUCUUAUCUAAGCGAGUUAAUACGAAUAAAGAUACAUGGAAAGAAUCAAAAUGGCGAAUCCAAAUACGUCCAAGUAAUUCUUAAAACCAUUCCCAUGAGCUUGUCGAGACGUCUCACGUUCAGAAGCGAUGAAUUUUUCAGAAAUGAAAUUAAUUUCUAUGAAAUAGUGCUACCUGCUUUACUAAAAUUCCAAGCGAGUAAAAACGUCACUGAACCUUUUACGAACUAUGCGAAAUUGUUCUUUAGCUACUGCGAUGGUACAAACGAUGUAUUAUGCCUUGAAGAUGCAAGCACUGAAAAUUUCGUUAGUGCAGUAAGACAAGAAGGCAUCGAUGUUGAACAUUGCAAACUAACUUUCAAAACUUUAGCACAGUAUCAUGCUAUGUCCAUCGCAAUGAAGGAACAGGAACCCAAAAAAUUUGAUGUGCUGAAAAAUACUGUUUUUGAAACGUAUUAUGAUGACAGACUGUGGGAUUGGUACGAACGUUUUUGGGAAAAGAUAUUUGAAUUAGCUAUUGAUGCUGUUGAAAGAGAAUAUCCAAACACUCAUUAUAUAAAAGAAAUAAAACAAUUAUCAGAUAAAAAGCACUACAAGGACAUGAUCAAAGCAACAAGAACACAUGAGACAGGUGUGAUUUCUCAUGGUGAUUGUUGGACAAAUAACUUUCUUUAUAAAUACGAAAACGGGAAACCAGUGGAUGCUAAGUUGAUUGAUUUACAAUUAACUCGCUGUGCUAGUCCUGUACUAGACAUUACAUUUGUUAUUUAUGCUUGCACAACUCAAGAUAUGAGAUUAAAACAUUAUGAUGACUUAUUGAAGUAUUACUAUGAAGUAUUAGCCCGUCAAGUUAAGGAGAUGGGAACUGAUCCCGAGAAAGUGUAUUCUUUGAACAAGUUUAUGGAGGAAGUCAAGAAGUAUUCUUAUUUUGGACUAAUUUUCAGUUUUGAGUCUACACCGUUUAUUAUUUUGGAUCCCGAGGACGCUAUAAACAUGGAAAUGGAGGGUGAUCAAAAAAUGAACAUCGCAGAUGUAUGGCGAUUGAAACCGAUCAAAACGAAAGAGGGCAGACUGCGUGAGGCCAAUAAUGUUAUAUUUUGUGUUGAUAGAGGAUAUAUACCUAUAACAAUGUCUGAGGAAGACUACACAACUCUUGUUAAUGUAUGUCCUGCAUUAACCAAGGAGAGGCUUUCCAACGCUCUUACCAAGUGGUUUGCAGAAAAUUUCACUUUCACCCAUUGGGAGAACCUCGGCGGGUUUGGAAAGGGCGAUUCUUAUCUCAGCGAGUUAAUGCGAAUAAAGAUACAUGGAAAGAAUCAAAAUGGCGAAUCCAAAUACGUCCAAGUAAUUCUUAAAACCAUUCCCAAGAGCGUAGCAAGUCGUCUUACGUUUAGAAGUGAUGAAUUCUUCAGAAACGAAAUUAAUUUCUAUGAAAUUGUAUUGCCUGCUUUACUAAAAUUUCAAGCAAGUAAAAACGUUACUGAACCUUUUACGAACUACGCGAAAUUGCUCUUAAGCUACUCCGAUGGUACAAACGAUGUAUUAUGCCUUGAAGAUGCAACCACGGAAAAUUUCGGAAGCGCAGUAAGACAAGAAGGCAUUGAUGUUGAACAUUGCAAACUAACUUUCAAAACGUUAGCACAAUUUCAUGCUAUGUCAAUUGCAAUGAAAGCACAGAAACCUCAAGAGUUUGAUGCUCUAAGAAAUGCUAUAUUUGAAACCUACUGCGAUGACAGACUGUGGGAUUGGUAUGAACGUUUCUGGGAAAUGAUAUUUGCCAUAGCUAUUGAUGCUGUUGAGAAAGAAUAUCCAAAUACUCAUUAUGUAGAAGUAAUACGAGAAUUAUCUGAUAAAAAGCACUACAAGGACAUGGUCAAAGCAGCAACCAGAACGUACGAGACCGGUGUCAUUACGCAAGGAGAUUGUUGGACAAAUAAUUUUCUUUAUAAAUAUCAAAAUGGGAAGCCCGUCGAUUCUAAGUUGAUUGAUUUUCAAACUACUCGGUGUGCCAGCCCGGCAUUAGACAUUUCUUUUGUUAUUUAUGCUUGUACAACUCAAGAUAUGAGAUUGAAACAUUAUGACGACUUAUUGCAAUAUUACUAUGAAGUAUUAGCCAGGCAAGUGAAGGAGAUGGGAACUGAUCCAGAGAAAGUGUAUUCCAAGGAGACAUUUAUGGACAAUAUCAAGAAGUAUUCUUAUUUUGGAAUAAUUUACAGUUUCGAGUCUACACCCUGUAUUAUUUUGGAUCCCGAGGAUGCUUUUAUCGUGGAAUUGGAGGGUGAUCAGAAAAUGAACAUCGCAGAUGUAUGGAAACUAGAACCGAUCAAAACAAAGGAGGGCAGACUACGUGUGGCCAAUAAUUUGGUAUUUGGUGUUGACAGGGGAUAUAUACCUAAAAAUGUAUAAAAUUCUAAACAACUGCAAUACAUAUUGUUUAAAGAAAUAAGUUAUUAAUAAUUUGGUUUAUUGGGAUCAGCUAAUUCCAAGAGCAGAUGAUACAGAGUUACUUUUUUUAAAUCGGAAACACAAGUUUGUGUUGAGAUGUUUUUUUCGUACCCAACCCA
This is a messenger RNA of Hyposmocoma kahamanoa, 2791 nucleotides long. RefSeq lists its product as uncharacterized. Lineage: Eukaryota; Metazoa; Arthropoda; Insecta; Lepidoptera; Cosmopterigidae. The record is from RefSeq and is a predicted model, not a curated record. The coding region runs from base 87 to 2633 and encodes 848 amino acids. The transcript has 7 exons.